UGUUACCAAGGAGACGAUUUUAGCCAAUUCCAGUGCACUGCAGGUUUUCUGAAUCCUGCAGCCAUGUCCAGGUCCCCUGACCCCCCUGAGGCUGCAGACCCCAGGCAGUUGAGGAGGAUCAUCGCUGAAGACGCUCACUGGUUCCUGAACACAGUGCCUUCUUUAUCCAACCUCUGUCUGCAAUCUAUUGUGAACCACUUCGAGGAAAGGCCCAUAUGGGAAAACCUUUCCCCCGUCCACAAAGACUUUGUGCAGGAGAGACUGUCCACCUCCAUGCCCCUGCAUGUGACAGCCAACCUGAUCCACGACGGGGUGUACUGGAAGCGCUGCUGCGAGAAGUGGGGGGGCAUUCGUGACCUAACUCAUUAUGGCAACAGCUGGAAACGAAUGUUCUUUGAGAAGCACAUGGAGAACAUGAUUGAGCUUUUUAUCCCAGAUGUAACGGAGCCAAAGACCUUUGUAGAGAUGGUUCCUCUUUGUAAGGACUACAUCAAGAGGCUAAACAUCUCCCAGCUCCUGCCGCCUGUCACGGAGCCGCAGAAGGAGGAGGAGGAAUAUGGCUCCGAGUUGGUCAUUGAAAAUGAGGACGGACCCUCCAUGGACCACUUUGACUUUAACAUCAUGCUCGACAAGCUGACAAACCUGGAAGAGUUCCAUGUAGUGUACAGGGUCAAACAAUGUGGUCUGAACUUCGAAUGUAAGAUGUUUGAGAUGACCCACAGAGAUUGUGAGUCCCUCGCCAAGGCUGUGAAGUCCUGUAAGACUUUGAAGAUUCUAAGGCUCAAUCUAAGUCACAUGGAGGAUACAAAGUGCCGGCUGCUGGUGAAAUACCUUCUGGACCACCCGUCCCUGAGGGAGCUCGACCUCUCUCACAACCUGAUCGGAGACAAAGGAGCCAGAGCCAUCGGGAAGCUGCUCAACAGGAGCAGCCUGGAGACCCUGAACCUGUGUGACAACAAUAUCGGAGGCCCCGGGGCCAAAGCUCUAGCUCAUGCCUUGUCCAUGAACUCUACCCUGUUGUCACUCAACCUGCGUCUCAACCGUUUGAGAGAUGAGGGGGGGCAGGCGAUCGGGAAGGCCUUGCUGAACAACAACACACUGCUUCUCCUGCACCUGGGAGCCAACGAGGUCACAUGGCCCUCUGCCAUCGCUCUGUCUAAAGUGCUGGUUCAGAGAAGCACCCUUAAGAGCCUCAAUCUCUCCUGCAACAACCUGGGAGUGGAUGGAGGCAAAGCUCUGGAGGAGGCCAUGUCCAACAACAGCAGCCUGACAGAGUGCGAUAUCCGUCUGACGGAGGUUGAGGAGCAGAGCGCGUCCUUCGUCAACCAGGUGGUGUGGACAAACCAGAGUUUAGAACAAAGGAGACACGCUCGGGAAAGUAAAACCAAAAAAACAUCAACAGCUGUUUAUUGAAAUACAAACCCAUAUUCGUUAGUGUUUCAUUCCUGCUGUCCAGUAUUCAUUAAGCCACCGAGCUUGGCUGCUAUUGGUUGAUUUUUAACAAAAUGUCAGCACCCACAAAAACACAACAUAUGGAGUUAUCUUGUCCAUAGUAGCAUCUAUCUACAGCACCUUUGGAUAAUUACUAUUUGCAGCUUUGAAUUAUUGCGCCUAUUUCAAAUUUGGUUUUGUAGAUUUUUCAUACACAAAUAAUUGGCACAAUAUAAAUGGUGUAAAUGUGUAAAAACCACAAGAUAGUGAUAUUAUGUGUUAUCAUAUCAUAGCAUAUUAAAACAUAGACCAUGUAUACAUUUGACUAGUGUAUCACUAGGGUAAUAAGAAAUAGUUUGUAUAGUUCCUAACCCUGACGUUAUAAUUUGUUGUCUAUUCAUUUGGUUUCAGUCACGGGUAUAUCUAAUUCUAGGGCAAGUUAAAAUAAAUACAAAAUAUAUAGUUAAUAAUUUCCAAUUGCAUUCAAUUUGUUAUCAACAAAGGUUUGAAUGUAAACAAAAUGAUAUUUGGUGCAGCCUUAAAUCACAUUCUGACGUUUUCUUACAAUUGUCAUGAAUUAAUUUUUCACACAGUUUUUUGUGAGCAUUUCAGUUUAUUGAGGAGCCUUUUUGUCAUUCUGAUACACAGAUUUGGUUUUCAGUCCUUAUGUAACAUCAAGGCCACGUUGUGGUGGUGUUAGAAUACAUACACUCUCUUGUUGUUGUUGUUGUUGUUGUUUUUAAACCUAUAUCUACUGACCAAUAAUAUAGAAGAACUUUGCUUAGUGGCAACAAAAAAUCUUAACUAAUAAUCUUGCAAAACUAUUAAUUUUAGAAUUAAUAGAAUCAUUCCAAGAGAAGCCUUCUGUAAUGGUGGACUAGCACACUGAGACAUCUACAUAGGAUAAAUGACUAUCAAUAAUAACCCAAUCAUUUUCCUUAAAAAAAAUGUUCUUGUGAAGUGUAUCAAAUAUGUUUUUUAAAACGUAAAUAUGGGAUUAAAGGGAAACAAACACCAUCAAAUAGCAAAUGUUGCCUGAAUCAUUUUACAGCGGAUUGUAUUGCCGUUUUUGACCAAACAAACCUACCAUUCUACAUCUGCACAUUAAAAAUGUCCCUGCCUCUGUUACCACUAAUUGUGCGACACAUUCCGCUAAGCAGUUCAAUUUCACUGCUACGCCGAUGACAUCCAACUUUAUAUCUCAACAAAAACCAUCACCCCCACAACACACUCCACUCUCACCAACUGUCUCUCAGAAAUAAAAGCAUGGAU
Gymnodraco acuticeps is the source of this 2703-nucleotide messenger RNA. RefSeq names its product t-complex-associated-testis-expressed 1 (gene drc5). Bases 64 to 1413 code for a protein of 449 amino acids. Gene Ontology annotation, molecular function: protein binding. The transcript is spliced from 5 exons. NCBI's taxonomy places the organism in Eukaryota, Metazoa, Chordata, Actinopteri, Perciformes, Bathydraconidae. The record is from RefSeq and is a predicted model, not a curated record.